AUGCGUCUUACUUCUCUCGCCGUCACUCUUCUUAGCUUUCCCUCCCUUCUCCAUGGACAUCCAACGCCACACACCCAUGACAUCCCCUUUCCCGAUGACAUGCCAAAUCCCACUCCGGCACAGCUGAGAGCCAUCGAGGAGAGAGCUCAUGGAACUCUUCCGAAUACUCCUCCUCCUGACAAGAUCAGCGAUCAGGGAAUCGUCAAUCUGCAGCUGAUUGCAUUCAACGAACUCUUUGAAGUGGCCUUUUUCCACGAGCUUCUUAUCAACGUGACCGGAAAUGUCGAGGGCUUUGAAUUUUCAAGCCUUGGAGAUCGUGAUAUUGUGAUAAAUGCGUUGACUGCUAUUCUGGCGCAAGAAGAACUUCACGCCAUCUCCGCCAACAAUGCCCUCCAGCAUUUCAACGUUACCCCGAUCAAGCCCUGUCAAUACAACUUCCCCGUCGAAGACUUUGAUUCUGCUAUCAUCCUGGCUGUAACUUUCACCGAUCUCGUUCUUGGAACGCUGCAGGAUGUUGUUGAGCGAUUUGCAGUUGGCGGCGACUUUAACUUGACGCGAUUGAUCUCGUCUGUCAUCGGACAGGAAGGAGAACAACUAGGCUGGUAUCGAAUCCUCCAGAAUAAGAUCCCCAGUGAGCUGCCGUUCCUUACCACCAGUGACUUGAAUUUUGCCUUUACGGCUGUUCAGUCUUUCACCGUGCCUGGAAGCUGCCCGAGCUUGUCGGAAAUUCCGCUGCAGACCUUUCAGCCCCUGGAAGUUGUCACGCCUCCUGGUCCCGCCUCGCAGAAUCUGCAGUUUGCCUGGAAGCCCAUUCAAGGUGCUCCUCCACAAACUCUCUGGAUGACCUACAUCAACCAGCUGAAUAUUCCUAUCGUGGUGCCCCUUCAUAUCAUCUUCCGGAAUUCGGAGAGGGUGCUUGCGGAGGCAUUCUUCCCCUUUACGGAGAAUCUGAUGAACGGAUUGACCAUUGCGGCUGUUACCAACAGCAGUGGACCGUUUCCCAAUGCGAAUGCCGUGGCAAAGGCGACUGUCUUUGGGCCAGGAUUGUUGAUUGUGAACUAG
Molecule: messenger RNA, 1062 nt
Organism: Aspergillus wentii DTO 134E9
Lineage: Eukaryota; Fungi; Ascomycota; Eurotiomycetes; Eurotiales; Aspergillaceae
Product: putative sexual development protein (LsdA)
Exons: 2
Coding region: 1-1062 (353 amino acids)
Source: RefSeq, a predicted model, not a curated record